Durotheca rogersii is the source of this 1898-nucleotide messenger RNA. RefSeq lists its product as uncharacterized. Bases 729 to 1556 code for a protein of 275 amino acids. The record is from RefSeq and is a predicted model, not a curated record. Lineage: Eukaryota; Fungi; Ascomycota; Sordariomycetes; Xylariales; Xylariaceae. The transcript is spliced from 2 exons.
GUUUAUAUUCAUUUCCUGUCCUCCCCCUCCCCUUUCCCAAAUGAUGUCUCUUUAGUUCCAUAGUGCAGACUCAAAUUACGAAUCAAGCCAAAACCCAUAACUGCACAACAUCGAUACCCUCUGACGCUGAUACGGGCGAAUAGAAUCACAGUUUAAAUGCACUGCACUAUAAUAAAUCCACUCUCGGUGAACGACUCAGAAGGCAAAUCUUUCGGCAAUGUGAUAUUCGUUAGACACACACGGUUACCAAGUGGUGGAUGUUGCUCCGACAUAGUUUCCGAGGGUUAGGACAGGAUGUCGAAUGCCGUAAUCUAAUACUGGAAUAGCGAAGUAUACAAUGCCUCUAUCAAUCCGUGGUAUGACAUCAACGCCUAGGAGACAGGUACUGGUAGUCGGAAUUUCUAUGAAAGGCGGUUGGCUCCGACACCUUUCAGCUGCCUCCAGGGAGACUCGGCCUUGAGUCAGUCAAAUACAAAGCACCGUGCCUAAACACACAUAACACAUCCGACUUCCGAUAAUUGCACCGUCGAAACUCGGCCGACAUCGAAACGAUGCUCGGCUUUAGCUCGGAGCCUGCUCGGAUAUAAGCUUACCACGUCCGCGGUGAGGAGAGGGUGCUCGAGAAACAUGCCACAAGACAUGGCCAUAUGGGCUGCGGAAGAAAUGGGUUUAAAUAUAAGUCUGUACGUCGAUUGACAAUCGACAGCAUCUGACCUCAAUGCAAGCAAAUGUCGCUACGUCGCGCGCUUGUUCUCCGCCGCCCGUUGACCUUUCGAACCGCCAGCACCACCGCCCGCACCACCGCCAGGAUGAGCUCGGCGUCGUCGUCGGAGUCGUUGUCGUCGAAGAAGGAGGACCCCGGCUUCAUGGAGGGCUUCCGACAGUGGAAGGCCAUGGGCCAGGGCGGCAGCCCGCUCAACAUGCGGGGGUACUUGUCUAGCCUCAGCGCCGAGAAAGCCAUGGCCUUCGGCGCGGACGAGACCAUCAAGCCGGGCUUCUACGACAACCCCGAGAAGCGCGCCACGGGAUGGUCGCGAGCGACAGAGGAGCAGAAGGCGAACACGAGGAAGUCUUUCCUGAAAGAACCCCUCCCGGUGCGGCCGGGGCCGCGCGCGAGAGCGAAGCGCUUCGUGUACCCGCAGCGAGAGAGGAACGCGGACGUGCCCCAAGACCCCGCGGUAAAAGAGGCGUACUUGGCAGCCUACGAGAAGCUCGGCGAAACCAACGCCGAGUUCACCACAUGGGCGACCUCGGCCCUGGAGAAGCAUGGGCGGGCGCUGUUCCUCAAGCCUCACAUGCCUGUGACGCCGCUGGCCCGGCCGGCGGAGCGGGAGAUCGGCCACAUACACGGCACCGACCUGUCCGGCCACGUCACGCUGUCGUUCGCCGACGCCGAGGAGGUCAUCUCCAAGGGCUGGGGCGAGCGCCACCGCAUGAGCGGCACCAGCUGGAUCCAUCUCGGGUACACCAUGCUCUACGUGCCCAACACCGUCGAGGAGACGGCCAUUUACGCCAAGAUAUUCCAGGCAGCAGUCGACUACAUGAAGAGCGGCUGAACCCGGUCUUGCGUUGGGCAAUGCGCCCGACGUGGCGCCGACUUGGCGUAAGGAUAGGAAAGGGGUUGUGUGCAGACUUGAGCCCAAAAUAGCAAAAUGUCACCCCUGCGAUGUUUCCCUGGGUAGAAGACUACUUCUUGGGAGAAGAUGGAGUGUUGAUAUCAUGGAUAUGUCCAGCCUUGCGCGGGCUUGGGCGUUGUAAAUAGACAGACGAUGCGUGCAUAGCACCCCUAGGGGUCAGAUCUCAAUCUCCACACAGCUUUACAGAGGACACUCUAUAAUAGCAUGGUAGCAUGAUAGACAAUAGGGCUGGUCCUAAAUACGACAUUACGAAGUGUGAUC